Molecule: messenger RNA, 3264 nt
Organism: Eimeria acervulina
Lineage: Eukaryota; Apicomplexa; Conoidasida; Eucoccidiorida; Eimeriidae
Exons: 7
Coding region: 1-3264 (1087 amino acids)
Source: RefSeq, a predicted model, not a curated record
AUGACAGCAGCAGCAGCAGCAACAACAGCAGCAGCAGCAGCAGCACCUGCUGCUGCAGCUGCUGCUGCAGCUGCUGCUGGUUCAUUGGAGACACCAAACCAGCGGGCUGAAUCAGCUUCUGCUUGCUGCUCACUGUCUCCUCAAGGAGAGGAGACACUGCAGAUCUCAACGCCAGCCUCAGGCCUCUUAUUUUUUAAUUUUCUUUGUGCUCACUUCCGCUGCAGGGUUUAUGCUGACUGUGAAAGAACUCUUUGUCUCUCCCCUCAUCAACUCUUCAAAGUACACCCCUCUCCGGUGGUAGCCAGGCUGCUGCAGCAGCAGCAGCUGCUCCAGCAUCAGCAGCAACAUCAGCAGCAGCAGCAACAGCAGCAGCAGCAGCAGCAGCAGCAGCACAAGUGCCUCUCGCUGCAGCUCAGUGCUGCUCACCACUCGCAGCAAACUGAAACAGAUUUAGCAGAUCCCUUUGCCCCCUUCACCACCUCCGCAACUGGCGGCUGCAUACCUCCCUCACAACCCAGCAGCAGCAGCAGCAGCAGCAGCAGCAGCAGCAGCAGCAGCAGCAGUGGUUGUGUUGCUGCAGAUUGCGUGUGCGAGAGUUUGAGUGGCUUAAGCGGGGUGUGCUGGAUCGGGGGUGCUGAGGAGACAGUUAAAAUAUCGUCAUCAGCUGCACUGUCUCCUUCUUGCUGCUCUUUAAAAGAUUUCUGCUGUCCCUAUGGCUUUGAUAUUGGUGACGACGGCAUAUGCAGUAUCUUCCCGCUGCAGCAAAAGCAGCAGCAGCAGCAGCAGCAGCAAGAGCAGCAAGAGCAGCAGCAGCAGGAGCAGCAUGAGCAGCAGCAGCAUCAGCAGCAUGAAGAACAGCAGCAGCAGCAAGAACGGCCGCAACAAGAGCAGCAGGAGAAAGAGGAUCCGAAGCAGCAAGAGCAGCAGCAGCAGCAGCAGCAGGAGAAUCAGCAGCAGCAGCAGCAGCAGCAGCAGCAGCAGCGCACUUUGCCUGCAGUAGGGCACGUGUGGCUAUCAAUGAAUAAAGGAGAUUCAACAGGCUUAAAGCGUUUGCUGCGUCUCCUCUCUGAGGUGUAUAGGCAGCCCUCGCGGUGUCUCCUCUUUAAUAGGUGGAGACAGCUGGAGGCGGAGGCCCUUGAACUCUUCUACUUCCUAUGGGGACCCCCAGACGCCUGCAUGGCUGUGGAUGCAGUGGCCUGCGACUUCGCUUCCUGGCGGCUGUCUCUUUCUUUCUGCUGCUGCUGCGCAGCAAAACAAAAACUUGCAUUUAGAGACACCCUAACUCCCUCUACCAGCAGCAGCAACAGCAGCAGCAGCAGCAGCAGCAGCACUUGUAUGUGUAGUGGUGGUGCUGAACCGAACGGGGCAGAGGAGGGAGACAGCAGCAUUGUAGCUGUUGCAGCAGGCUGCAGGUGCUGCUGCUUGCGCUGCUGCUGCAUUCUGCUGCCUCCGGGGGUGCUGGAGGCAGUUACCUGCGAUGACCUCCGCCUUCCUCCUUCCUGCAACAGCAGCAGCAGCAGCAGCAGCAGCAGCAAGCGCGCAGGUUCUGGGCGUCUGCUUCGCUAUACAGCGGAUUGGCGUUCGCCUGAGCCUUCGAGCGACGACAGCCCCUGGCUAUCGGCUUUGCCUUCAUCUGUCUCCUCUCCCCGAACCUCACCCCUCAAUUCACCCUCUUCAGAGCCCUUACCCCCACCUGCAGCAGCAGAGUUAGCAGCAGCAGCAGCAGCAGAGUUAGCAGCAGCAGGAGCAGAGUUAUCAGCAGCAGCAGCAGCAGAAGCACAGUUGCCAGCAGCAGCAGGUGCUGCUUCUUUAGCAGCAACGAAUGACCCACCCCCAACAGCAGCGAAGGGACUGGCAGCAUCUGCAGCAGGAGGAGCUUCCUCUGCUGCUGCUGCUGCUGCUUCUUCUUCUUCUACAACAGGUGCAGCAGAUGCUGCUAUCUCCUGUUUGCUGCGGUGUUUAUCUGCAUGCAUUCCUCUUACUGGGGGCCGCGUUACACCUCUAAUAAACAGCAGCAGCUUAUCUGAUGCUGCUUGGGUGGUGGCUGGGGCUAAGCAUAAUACUGCUUUUUCUGUCUCCUCUCAGGCUGCCUCUGCUCGCAGUCUCCUUGCAUUUGCUUGCACAGAGCCUUGGGAGGUGGUGCUGCUGCUGCACGCUUCGGCUGCUGCUACAGAAGCACUGCAGCAGCAGCAACACCUGCAGCAUGCAGCAGACCUCUGCAGCAACACUACACAGCAACUGUCUCCUUCUCUACGCCCCACUUACCACCUCAGGCGCCUCGCUGCUCGCCCGGGGCUCUAUCAACAUCUGCAGCAGCAGCAGCAGCUGCUGCUGCAGCUAUCCCAACGCACACAGCAGCAGCAACAGCAAGAGCAACAGCAACAGCAGCCGCAGCAGCAGCAGCAAGAACAGCAGCAGGAGCAGCUGGCCGCAGGUUGUGAAGUGUCCCUUACUGUGUCUCCUUGCUUGACGCUGCUGGAGACAGAAGAGCUGCACAAGGGCAGCGAAUUUCGCGUUUUUGUUGCAGGCGGUGUCCCCAUUGGCGUGUGUCAGCUGUGGCUGUCAGAGUGUCUCCCUGAGCUGUCUACUAGGGCCUCUAUGCGGCAGCGGCUGCGGCGAGCGGUGUGGAACUUCGUGCUGCAGCAUCUGCAGCAGCCGCAGCAGCAGCAGCAGCAGCAGCAGCAGAAGGAGAAGCAGCUGCUGCUGCCUCCGCUGUACGCAGCAGAUCUGUAUGUACACUGCGGGGCGGAAGGGACUGACACCUGCAGGCUGCUGCGGCUGCAGCCGUGGGGCUUUCCUACGUCUCCCCUGUUGUUUACUUAUGAGGAGCUGCAUGCGCUGAUAAUAAAGAAGUGCAGCAGCAGCAGCAGCAGCAGCAGCAGCAGCAGCAGCAGCAGCUCCUCCUCGUCUGCUGCAUGCACAGUCUGCAAAGAGGCGGGGCCUCCAGCAGCAAAAGGAGCCGAACGAAGGUCUCCAGGAGACAAAAGGCAGCUAAAAGGAGACUGCAGGUGUUGGUCGCGGUUGCUGCUGCGCUUUAUACAGGGGACAGAUGAAGAAGUCUUCGACUCGCAACGCGUCAUUGCCAUGCCAGAGGAUUUGCUGCAGAUUGCAAAGGGGGGAGAGGGGAGAGGGCUGGAGGAUUUGCUGUUGGAUUUAAAGUCAGCGCAUGCAGACGCGAUUAAAAAACAAAAAAAGAAAAAAGAAGAAAGGAGACCCCAAACAGAGACAGCACAACAACAACAACAACAACAACAACAACAAUAA